CCCCGCCCCAUCUGCUGGGGGCCGGCCCUCAGUCCUCAGUUUCCUUUUCUCCACAUGCUGGAGGACCUGGGGGCCAACAUGGAUCUUCCCCUUGACAUCAGCUGAGCCUGGAAGACACAUUCUCUUAGACCAUGGACAGAGGCAGCCACCCGAAUGCUUCUCCGGCAAGGACACCUCCUCCUCAGACUUCUCCAGCAAGGACAUCUCCAGCUCGGGCUUCUCCAUCAAGGACACUUCCUCCUCAAGCUUCUCCAGCAAGGACACCUCCUCCCCAGGCUUCUCCAGCAAGGACACCUCCUCCUCAGGCUUCUCCAGCAAGGACAUCUUCAGCCCGGGCAUCUCCAGCUGGGGCUUCUCUUCCCCAGGCUUCUCCAGCAAGGACACCUCCUCCUCAGGCUUCUCCGGCAAGGACAUCUCCAGCCAGGGUAUCACCUUCCAGGUCAUCGUCGGGCAGGUCAUCAUCUGCCAGGUCAGCCUCCACGACAUCCUCCCCAACGAGAGUGUACCUUGUUAGAGCAACACCAGUGGGUGCUGUCCCCAUCCGGGCAUCUCCUGCCAGGUCAGCACCAGCCACCAGGGCCACCAGGGAGAGCCCAGGUCUCAGCGUGCCCAAGUUCUCCUGGCAGGAGACGCAGAGACAGCUGCCACUCAUCGGGUGUAUCAUCCUUCUCAUCAGCCUGGUGAUCUCACUCAUCCUUCUCUAUGGGGGACGAGAGCCCCAGAGUCCGAGAGGGAUUGCAGUCUACUUCUGGCGAGGCCACACGGGGAUCAAAUACAAAGAGCCGACGGAGAGCUGCCCCAACCACGCAGUUCGCUGUGAUGGGGUGGUGGACUGCAAAAUGAAAAGUGAUGAGCUGGGCUGUGUCAGGUUUGACUGGGACAGGUCUCUGCUGAAGGUCUACUCUGGGUCCUCUGGUGAGUGGCUCCCUGUCUGCAGCAGCAGCUGGAAUGACAGUGACUCCAAGAGGACCUGCCAGCAGCUGGGCUUUGACGGUGCUUACCGAACAACCGAGGUGGCCCAUAGGGACAUCACCAGCAGCUUUUUACUCUCCGAAUACAACUCCACCAUCCAGGAAAGCCUCCACAGGUCCGAAUGUCCUUCCCAGCGGUACGUCUCCCUGCAGUGUUCCCACUGUGGUCUGAGAGCUAUGACUGGGAAGAUCGUGGGAGGGGCUCAGACCUCGGAGACCAAGUGGCCUUGGCAAGUCAGCCUACACUUUGGUUCCACCCACAUCUGCGGGGGCACACUCAUCGAUGCCCAGUGGGUGCUCACCGCGGCCCACUGCUUCUUUGUGACCCGGGAGAAGGUUCUGGAGGGUUGGAAGGUGUAUGCAGGCACCAGCAACCUGCACCAGCUCCCUGAGGCUGCCUCUAUCUCCCAGAUCAUCAUCAAUGGUAACUACACCGACGAGCAGGAUGACUAUGACAUCGCCCUCAUGAGGCUUUCCAAGCCUUUGACCCUCUCAGCUCACAUCCACCCUGCCUGCCUCCCUAUGCACGGUCAAACCUUCGGCCUCAAUGAGACCUGCUGGAUCACUGGCUUUGGCAAAACCAAGGAGACAGAUGAGAAGACAUCUGCUUUUCUCCGAGAGGUUCAGGUCAACCUCAUUGACUUCAAGAAGUGCAAUGACUACUCGGUCUAUGACAGUUACCUUACCCCAAGGAUGAUGUGUGCCGGGGAUCUUCGAGGAGGGAGGGACUCCUGCCAGGGAGACAGCGGAGGACCUCUUGUCUGUGAGCAGAACAACCGCUGGUACCUGGCAGGUGUCACAAGCUGGGGCACAGGCUGUGGCCAGAGGAACAAACCUGGUGUGUACACCAAAGUGACAGAAGUCCUUCCCUGGAUUUAUAGCAAGAUGGAGAGCGAGGUACGCUUCCGGAAAUCUUAACCUCACAUCGCUGACUGCUAUGAAGAUCCUGGCUAAAGGGACUAGCCAUUCCCAGCAUCAGGACCAGUGGCCACCAGGCACCCUUGUUCCUACCGCCUCUGCUGUCUGCUGUCUCUGUGGGAGUGCAAAUGUGGUGUGUGUGUGUGUUUACGUCAUGCAUGCCUCUGUGUGUGUGUGUGUGUGUGUGUGUGUGUGUGUGUGUUACUAUUCUUUCAAGUUCUUCGGAAAACAGGAAAACUUGACUCCUCCCAGAAUCCCUGGCUGGAAAUCUGGAGUUAGGAGGAGUUUGGGCACCAGGUGUGUUCCUGAGAGUCUAUAAGUGGAAGGGGAGCUAAAUACGAGCCCAGGAGGGCCUGGAAGAUGGCAGCAGCAGUUGUCGCUCUCCUGACUCGUAGACCAGCCCAGAUUGGACAGACACCCAGCAGCCAGUGACACCUCUGCUGUGCUUAGACAGCAGCAAGUUUUGUCAGAGUUGGCUUCUCAGUGCCUGGACCAUCUGUCCGCGGUGGAAAGGCAUUCCCAUUGGCGUUGGAGUGGCAGGUCCUCUAAGCCACUGCUGUGGAUUCCAGAGCUGGGCUCUGCUGUAGCCAUCCAUCUCUGGGUGAUGACUGUGACUCAGGCUUGCUGUACUUUUGGUCACAAGCUGUUGGGAUGAUUUUAUUUUAUUUUUAUAUUUAAGACAUAGGAACCGAUGUAAUUUUAAGGAGUCUCCAAAAAUCCUAGGGACCUUGGAGGUUUGCGUGAACUCCAGGGCACUCAUGGGAGUUGUACCUCUGUAGCAUCUUGUGACAUAUUACUAGCUUCAUGAAAUGAGGUGAAGUACCUCAGUGAAAUCCUCAGACAUCUCCAAGAUGGUGUGGAGACUAGGGCCCUUUGAGAUACUCAGGGAAGAAAAUCCUCAUUUGGACUGACAGAUAAAUGCAAUUCAUGCUGCUCUAGCCUCCAAGAACUACAGCCAGACGGAAGAACUGAAGAUGUGUGUACUACCUGGCUUAUCCUCCCAGGACCACUGGGAAAGUCUAGGCAAGCAUCAUCAGCAUCAUUUACACCCAAGGGCAGAGCUGGGACUAUGGAGUUUGUUUCUGGCUUCCUCCAUCUUUCAGUUUUGUACCGACUCAAGAGUCCAUGAAGAGAAAACAAGAACUGUCCCCAGAACUGUUUCAACAGCCCUUCUGGAAGGCCCAAGUUGUCCCUAGUCCUGGUCUUCCACCAGGCCUUUUCUCUUGGUCACCCAUUUCUCCUCAAUUCCACUCCCUUUACCUUCCUUGGCCCGAUCAGACCUCUUGUGAUACUGAGUUUCAGGGGCAAGUUCAAGGAGAUCAGAUGAGCUCAGGACAGCUCAGAUAAGCUGGAGGUAGCCAGAGGGAUUGAGCGGCAUUAGACAGGGCUGGAACAUUAGAGAAUAUCUUCAGGGCUGGGAAGCGGGACAGCCUUCACGUCUGCAGAAGUUCCCAGCAAUGAGCUUCAAUAAUAAAAGUGUGUGACAUGAA
Peromyscus leucopus (white-footed mouse) is the source of this 3379-nucleotide messenger RNA. It is a transcript of the gene Tmprss13, whose product is annotated as transmembrane serine protease 13. The transcript has 14 exons. Gene Ontology annotation, biological process: proteolysis. Lineage: Eukaryota; Metazoa; Chordata; Mammalia; Rodentia; Cricetidae. Gene Ontology annotation, molecular function: protein binding; serine-type endopeptidase activity. Gene Ontology annotation, cellular component: membrane. The record is from RefSeq and is a predicted model, not a curated record. Bases 132 to 1889 code for a protein of 585 amino acids.